Scleropages formosus (Asian bonytongue) is the source of this 1468-nucleotide messenger RNA. RefSeq names its product tetraspanin 5a (gene tspan5a). The coding region runs from base 278 to 1153 and encodes 291 amino acids. Gene Ontology annotation, cellular component: plasma membrane. Lineage: Eukaryota; Metazoa; Chordata; Actinopteri; Osteoglossiformes; Osteoglossidae. The record is from RefSeq and is a predicted model, not a curated record. The transcript has 11 exons.
GGGAUUUAACUCGACUAUUAUAAACUGCGGAUUCGUUAGAAUAAAGGCGCUUCUCUAUUUCCUCCUUUCGUCUAUUGUUUUGCUCGAAAAAACGUAUGACUUUAGCACCGGUCGCUUCAGACCGUUACUGUGCUCCGAUGAAGACGAAGACAAGAAUUAAUUUAGACGGGAGCUGCGAUUUUGGAGAAGAUUAGUCGAGCCGUCCUCUGAAAUAGAGCAGCAGCAGCUUCAAUCUAUGAUUCAAAUAAUAAUCUUAUUAUUCUCAUGACAAGUGAGGAUGUCAGGGAAACAUUACAAAGGACACGAAGUCAGUUGCUGCAUCAAGUACUUCAUAUUCGGAUUCAAUAUUAUAUUUUGGUUGUUGGGGGUGGCAUUCCUUGGGAUCGGCCUGUGGGCAUGGAGUGAGAAGGGAGUGCUGUCCAACAUCUCCUCCAUCACAGACCUGGGGGGCUUUGACCCGGUGUGGCUCUUCCUAGUGGUUGGUGGCGUAAUGUUCAUCCUGGGCUUUGCUGGCUGCAUUGGCGCUCUGCGGGAGAACACCUUCCUGCUCAAGUUUUUCUCUGUGUUUCUAGGGAUCAUCUUCUUCCUGGAGCUCACAGCAGGAAUCCUGGCCUUUGUCUUCAAAGACUGGAUCAAGGACCAGCUCAACUUCUUUAUCAACAACAACAUACGAGCCUACCGGGACGACAUCGACCUGCAGAACCUCAUCGACUUCACACAGGAAUAUUGGGAAUGCUGUGGCGCAUUCGGGGCCGAUGACUGGAAUCUGAACAUCUACUUCAACUGCACGGACUUGAAUCCCAGUCGGGAGAAGUGUGGAGUGCCCUUCUCCUGCUGCACUAAGGAUCCUGCGGAGGAUGUAAUCAAUACACAGUGUGGCUAUGACGUGCGAGCAAAAACGGACUCGGAGCAGAAGACCUUCAUCUACGUGAAGGGGUGCGUGCCCCAGUUUGAGAAGUGGCUGCAAGACAACCUGACGGUGGUGGCUGGGAUCUUCAUCGGUAUUGCGCUGCUGCAGAUUUUUGGGAUUUGCUUAUCCCAGAACCUUGUAAGUGACAUCGAAGCUGUGAGGGCAAGCUGGGUGCCCCCUUCCCUGGCUGCGUGCAGGCCACCUCCGCCAUGCUCUACCAAGAAGGCCAGAGCGUACUCGUGAGGAUGUGUUUGUGUGUUGACCUGUCUGUUCACCUGAGACCGUAGCCAUCCCUCAACUCCACAUCAACAGGUCUCCUGAUGCAAGACAGCCAAGUGAGAAGAGAGCGAGUAGAUGCAAAGAACCACAUUAUCUAUAUAUACAGAGUGUACUACUUGUUUGAUUAUCUGUACAUAUUAACACUUUUGUAGGAAGGGAGGGGGGGUUCUGUGUAAUUUUCCCAAGAAUCAUGCUGGUGUCACUUUGUGUAAUAAACAUUAAAAAAAGGCAUUUUGUAAAUGAAACUGGCCCCACUGUUCUCCACAUAAUGAUCACAGU